Messenger RNA from Penicillium diatomitis, 1590 nucleotides. RefSeq lists its product as uncharacterized. Lineage: Eukaryota; Fungi; Ascomycota; Eurotiomycetes; Eurotiales; Aspergillaceae. The record is from RefSeq and is a predicted model, not a curated record. The transcript is spliced from 2 exons. The coding region runs from base 1 to 1590 and encodes 529 amino acids.
AUGGAGGGGACCCGACGCAGCGAGCAUUUCCGUCACGUCGCAUCCAGUACUUUGUCUUUGCCGCUUUGUCAAGACAAGAGACAACGCAGACUGCUCUUGAUUUACAUUCAUGGAUUCAUGGGCUCCGAAGCCAGUUUUCAUGACUUCCCCGCCCAUGUCCAUGAUCUGCUAACGACGUUGCUGCACGACUCCCAUGUGGUGUACACUCGGAUUUAUCCGCGGUACAAGUCGCAAGGUGAGAUGCGAAAGGCAGUCAGCCAGUUCAGUAGCUGGUUAUCACCUCAUGAAGCUGACGACCUCGACGUGAUUCUGCUCGGUCAUAGUCUUGGGGGCAUCCUAGCGGCAGACGUGGCUCUCUUGCGUGCGCAAGAUGCAAGCCCACGACAUCGAAUCCUGGGACUGGUUAAUUUUGACGUGCCCUUUCUGGGACUCCAUCCUCGCGUCAUACCAACUGGCAUCUGGAGCUCAGUGGCCCAGAAAGAAGUCGCUCCGGAAGACCAGCUGGCAGACGAACAGGAGUCGUUGGGAAUGGCACCGGCCUAUGGACCAGUCACUCCUCAUCCCAACUUUGAUCCUCCUUUCCGGAAUGACGUUCAUCUGACCCAGCGGGGCUUCUUCAAAGGCUUGAUGCACUUCAUCAAUAAGAAUGCCAGCAAUCUUGACACUUUGUCAAACUCGAUUGUGGAUCGACUUAUGUCACCGAUGAAACACGCCGGAUGCGUGAACAAUUACUCGGAGCUGCGUGAGCGGCAUCAACGCUUAAUUGGGCUCGAGAAUGCAAGAUCGAGCUCGGAGCGGGUUCGAUUCAUCAAUUAUUACACUGCCAGUACUGGGAGGAUCAAGCCAGCUAAGCCACCCAAGCCAGAGAAGUCCAAAGCGGAGAAGCCAAAAAAGCCCAAGAAGUCUAAGAAGUCUACGAAAAAACAGUCAAAGGAGAGUUCAGACCGUAUAGUCGAGUCGUUUCCCGGAGAUGCGGAAGAUGACUAUGAACGUCUGUCCCAACCGCUGCCUCAGAUUCAAAUAGAUGACAGUCAGCAGAUCGGGAGCGUGGAAGACACCUAUCCACGGUCACCUACAAGACAACCUCCAGAAAUUCCCACAACUUUCCGUGGCUCAGAAUCCUAUUCAUCGCUGGAUGUCUCAUCAACAGAAGCUCGAAGCAGCUUGACCUCUGUCUCAACAGAAUCUCUGCUGCUAGAUCAAAGCAUCAGCUCGAGAACCAGUCAAUCCUCGAUCGAGACAAACUCCCUCAGCAUUACCUCAUCCGAGACUCUUGCUCCAGAAACCGUGAAGGCGAAGUCGCCCGACAAUGUCUCGGCCACUAGUUCGCAAUUUAAUCUUCGCAACGACACUUCGCCGCAAAAGCUCCGCAAGUUCAUUCUGCUUCCCUCGCACCAUUGGAAGUGGAACGACGAUUCACAUUGGACUCCUGUGAGGAUGCAUGACAUGACCGAGGUCACGGCUCAUCAGUCAAUGUUUGUUCCACGAGGGUCCAAUUACGAUUAUCUAGUUGGGGAUACGGUUGCACUUAUUGAGACAUGGAUCCAGGAUGAUCUCAGUCGACGGCUAAUGCAGGAGAGCCUCGAUUGA